Molecule: messenger RNA, 1535 nt
Organism: Mercurialis annua (annual mercury)
Lineage: Eukaryota; Viridiplantae; Streptophyta; Magnoliopsida; Malpighiales; Euphorbiaceae
Product: myb family transcription factor PHL5-like
Exons: 7
Coding region: 231-1301 (356 amino acids)
Molecular function (GO): DNA binding; DNA-binding transcription factor activity
Source: RefSeq, a predicted model, not a curated record
AUUUUAUACCAAAGUAUUCAAUAUAAUCGUAGUGUUCCUUAAUUACCCGAUAAAUCCACAUCUUUCUUUUUCGUAAAUUUUUUCGUGUAUUUAGCGUGGCUUUUAGUCUUUAAGUAAUUCACAGCAGAAUGAAUAAUUCUGAUACACUUUCCGGCACUAACCAAGAAAACUGAACAUUUAGUCCUUAUUUUUUCCUCUGUUUUUAUAUUCUUGGACUAUUCAAUUUGUAAAUGAACACUUCAAAGAUUGAUUUCCAAGAAAGAAUUCAACAAAACCAUGGCAUGAUCAGUAAUUUUCCUCUUCAAUCUUCUCAAUUCUUUGGUAAUAUGGAGAUUGGCGCACAGUCGUCAGGUCAGCUGCAACAGCAGAAUUUGAUUAGGCCUGAUCAUCAUAAGCAGCAGUACAGCUGCAACAGUAUAAUGAGCCGUUUCGAAUCACCAGCGUCGGCUUUUUAUGCAACGGAAAGAUUAUUCAUGGGGUUUCCACAGUACGGAUAUGGUCAAUUAAAUUCUCCUGUAACUUCAUUUCCUUAUUACUCCAAGCCGUAUGGAGAAAACUAUGCUAUUGAUCCUGCCGAUCAGCAGUUAGAUCAUAAUUUGGAAUUGAGAAGCAAUCUUCAAUCAAUUGUCAAAUCCCGUUUCUCUGAUAAUCAUUCUUCACAGUAUUCCGUUCCUGUCCGAGGAGAUCAAGAUCAUAAUCGAUUUGGCAACAAUUCGUAUGCGCAGUUAGGAUUUUGUUCGAGACAAGAGGCUCACUCGCCGGGAGUUGGUUCUGCGAAUUCUAUGCCUGCUCUUUCGAAUAAAACUCGAAUAAGAUGGACUCAAGAUCUUCAUGAGAAGUUCGUCCAGUGUGUGAAUCGCCUUGGAGGAGCUGAAAAAGCAACACCAAAGGCAAUACUGAAGCUAAUGGACUCAGAUGGAUUGACUAUUUUUCAUGUCAAAAGUCAUUUGCAGAAAUAUAGAAUUGCAAAAUACAUGCCAGAUUCUUCCGAAGGAAAGGCUGAGAAAAGAAAUAGCAUAAAUGAUCUAUCACAUAUGGAUCCUAAAACUGGCAUGCAAAUCACGGAGGCUCUGCAACUCCAAUUAGAUGUCCAGCGGCGUCUGCACGAACAACUAGAGAUUCAGAAAAAUCUACAAUUGCGGAUCGAAGAACAAGGCAGACAACUUAAGAAGAUGUUUGAUGAACAACAACAGAGGACGAAUAAUAUCAGUAAUAACGAGUUCAGUAUCGAAGACGUUGAGAUUUCAAUUGUAGAUGAAGGAUCUAAUGGUAUUUCUAAUUUUCCAUCCAAGAUUAGUUAGUUUGGUGAAUUUCAGCAAAAGAUCAUUUAUUCAGGAAGAACAUUGUCUACUCUGUGUCUAUAGAGAAAGAAAAAAAGUAAAUAGAGAAGAAAAUGGGUGGUAAAAGUACAUAACAGGAACACUGUUAAUUUACUGCAAAUAUGGAUAGUUUCAGAGUUUUGCAUUGAGUCUAGGCUGUAUUCAUUUCAUGUAUCACAGUUUCUACUUCUUCUAUACUCUUAGUUUACUUUUGCA